Messenger RNA from Leptopilina heterotoma, 4904 nucleotides. Its product is annotated as ankyrin repeat and KH domain-containing protein mask-like. The record is from RefSeq and is a predicted model, not a curated record. Lineage: Eukaryota; Metazoa; Arthropoda; Insecta; Hymenoptera; Figitidae. The coding region runs from base 840 to 3698 and encodes 952 amino acids. Gene Ontology annotation, molecular function: protein binding. The transcript is spliced from 3 exons.
GAGAAAGAAAGAGUGAGAAGAGAAAGACAAAAACAAUUUUUCCCGCCUCUCAAUUCAACCGUGUGGCAUCACCCUUAUUCUCUCCCCCACCUCCAAUUAUGAACAUAAUAAUAUGACAAACUACUCUCCACAACCCAUUCCAACAGUUUGUUAUUCCAGAACUAAAAAGCAGUCAUGUAAAAAACAAAGAGGAAAAUAUUUAUGCCACACUCGCUUUUUUCUACAUUAAUCAUGGAAAAUUAAUAAAUUUCAAAAAACAAUCAUUCAUCAAAUAUCAAUCAAAACAAAACAAAAAAUUUCAUCCGCAAUCAACUUAAAAUGAUAACAAGUGUCUUAGAAAAAAAAUCAAAGAAGGAAAAAUUAUAUAUGAAGUGAAUAUUUUCUCUAUUGGAAAUAAUAAAUGUAACACACACGAUUUAGAAUGGAAAAUGAUUCUUCCGCUUUUACAUGUUACCGCACAUUUGAUGUGAAAAUGAAUUUUGAUAAUAAUUAUCGAAUAAAGAAUGAAAUAUUUUGAACAUAAAAUUAUAUCGUACUGCCGAGAAUUGAUCAGAUCUUGUUGUUCAUGCUUUUGAAAUUAUCUGAAUUGCGACUCCAAGAUUCGCAUUAUUUUCAAAAGACAAUGUUCGAACUGAGAAUUGCAGUUGGAUUAGAAAAAAUGACAGUCCCAGGACGUGAAAGUUGAAAUGGAGAGAAAAUAUAAUUUGAUCCUCUGUAUGGCUUUUUUGAAUAAGAAAUUCAACAUUCCCCAUUAAGAUCAAAAAUCAAUCAACACUUUCGUCUUUCAAUUAUGCGACAAUAAUUCGCCUAUAAAACCAAAAUCAAAACAUUUUCCAAAAAUGGAUAGUCUAAAUAAUUACUACAACGACACAUCCGACAUAGAUCUUCUCCUAAAAGUCCUCGAUCGCAUGAAAGACACAGACGCCUACGGAAACACUCCCCUUCACACCGCAAUCAAAGAAAAUCAACCAAACGAAUUUCACCAUCUCCUGAAGAAAAUAGAUCUAAAUUCCACAAAUCACUUAGGCGACACUCCACUUCACUGUGCCGUCGCCAACGAUCGUUACGAAUUCACAAAAAUCCUCCUCGAACACGGUGCUAAUGUCAACAUUCGCAACAAUAAAGAACGAACCCCUCUCUACUUAGCCCUAGAAAAAAAUAACAUUCACCUCGCGGAGCUUCUAUUCAAAAACGAAGCGGUCCUUGGCGAACACGAUUUUCAAUCCCUAAAUACCUUUAAUGACGCGAUUAGCACCAGGAACCUAGAGAUGAUCAAAUUCCUGAUGAAGAACGGUUGGAAUAUCGUCGACAAUCGGUACGGUCAUCAUUACCCAAUUUGCUUGGCGGUACAGACGAAAAAUUUGGAAAUCGUCAAAUACCUCUUGGAAAAUGGGUUGAAAAGUAGCGGAACAAUCAACGAAGAUCGAUUGGGUUUAUUGGACAUCUGCAUCGCUUUGGACAGCAUAGAAAUCUUUAAGUACUUGAUCGACAUCGGCGUGAAGACGAAACGAAACCUUCUGGAUCACUCUUUACGGAAUUUGCGACAACGCUCCUGGAAGUACAUCCUCACUUGUCACUCGAAAGUGGACCUGAACACCUAUUUCAACGAAAGUGAACUCCACUUGGCGGUUCGAGCCGGGGAUAUUGACUUCGUAAAAGUAUUUGUAAAUAAAAGGACGUUGGGUCCUAAAUCGUUGGCUAGUCGCUUGGCGGUUUACAUUGCGGUUGAGAAUAACGACGAAGAGAUUUUGAAGGUUCUCCUAAAGGCUGGCUACUCGAGUGAGAGUUGUUUUAAAGACACUAGUCCGUUACAUCUAGCGGCGACUUUCGAGCACACGAGGCUUGUGGAUCUGCUUCUGAAUUUCGGCGCUGAUGUUAAUUCGCAAACGGAGCAUCGUUAUAGUCCGUUGCAUUUUGCGGCCGCUUCGGGGAGGGCGAAAAUAGUGCGGCAUCUUUUGGAGCGAGGGGCUAAUCCGACUAUGGAUUGUGAGAAUCAUGGUUCGCCGCUUUCGUUCGCUUUGAGGAUGUUCUCGUGUAGGGUCGAUCGAUCGCCGGUGACGUUACAGUUGUUUAAGGAUUUGGUGCUGAUUACUGAGUUGUUGAUAAAGUUGACUAGGAAGAAUGUUUGUAGGUUGUUGAGUCAGGCGUCGAGUAUUUGGGUCUGUAAGGAGCCGACGAAAACUAAUGGGUUUAUUCUGUUGUCGAAGGAAACGAACUGUUCGUCGUCUCAAAGCAACUGUUCGUUGUUUCAAAGCAACUGUUCGUCGUCUCAAAGCAACUGUUCGUCGUUUCAAAGCAACUGUUCGUCGUCUCAAAGCAACUGUUCGUCGUCUCAAAGCAACUGUUCGUCGUUUCAAAGCAACUGUUCGUCGUUUCAAAGCAACUGUUCGUCGUCUCAAAGCAACUUUUCAUCGUCUCAAAGUAGUUGCUUUGAAACGACGAACAGUUGCUUUGAGACGACGAACAGUUACUUUGAAACGACAAACAGUUACUUUGAGACGAAGAACAAUUGCUUUGAGACGACGAACAGUUGUUUUGAAACGGCGAACUACUUCGAAACGACAAACAGUAGUUGCUUUGAAAGUAGGAACAAUAAUACGACUAUUAACAAUUAUACAACUACUAUCAACAAUACAGGUACCAACAGCAGUGCAACUACCAACAAUUAUACAAAUACCAACAAUAAUACAACUACGAACAAUAAUACAACUAUCAACAGCAGUAGAACCACCAACAAUACAACCAGUAAUACAACUACCAACAAUGCAACCAUCAAUAGUACAACUACCAUCAAUAACACAACUACCAACAACAAUACAAGCCCCAACAGUAAUUCAAGUACCAACAAUAAUACAACAAACAAUUCAAGCACCAACAACAAUACAACCACCAAAAACACUUCCUCGUACCCUCGACCCCACUUUCCCGAAUCGUACCCCCGAAGAAUCAUCGAAUUCCACCCCGAGCUGCUAACUACCAUCUUCAAUCACCUAACCGACUACGAAAUACAAUGCUACUCCCAAUUUUUGCUCCAAAAAGCCCACACUUUGGACACUCCGCUACAACUCCUGAACUUCUUGACCGAAUACAACGAUUCAAAGUCCCGCUACAGCAUCACAAUCAACAACAACAGUUCCCUGGAGUACAAUGCAAAGCUCCUUCUCAUCGACUACUCGAAGAACGUCGAGGACCUUCUAACACUCGACGAAAGGGCGCUGUUUGUAAAAUCGAACCGCACUAUUCUGAAACAAAUAAUCGCAAGACUUGUUUUGCUGACGCAUUCUCGUCACACUGGAGUGUUGAAAUUUUGCACAAAGCACAAACUUCUGGACUGGCGGAAUGAAUGCGAGGGGCAGAAAUUCAGCAUGAGGAGUAAGCAGAUUGAUGUGAACUAUCCGGUGACUUUUAGUGAUAUUAUCACGAAACCGGUGGGGAAAAUUGUCAGGUACACGAGGAAUGAGAGAUUCCUACAGACAGUUGAGAUGUCCCGAGGGCAAUUUAGCAUUUAUGAUGAGUUUUUGAAGAUUAACAUUCAAAAGUGUAUUCGGCGACGGAAUUUUUUGAAGAGGUGCACGAACCUUGUGUUUGGGAUGGUGAAGAGAAAUUAUCAGAUUCAAUUAUCGAAUUCGGAGAUUGAAUUUAUAUUUCAGUAUCUGUCUGUUGUUGAUUUGCAAAGACUUUCGGCGGCUUGCACUUGAAAGGAAUGUUAUUUUAUCUGUAUUUUUGGGAAAAUUUGUUAUUUUCUUCGUUUGUUAUUAGUACAUGGAUAAAGAGAGCGAGUAUUGUAAUUUUUACUAGACUUUUAACAGUUAAAUCUGGAAUUUUUUUUUUUUAGUCACAAGUAAAAUUUGGAAUUAUUUUAUAAUUUAUAUUCUUUCUCCGAAAGAAGUAUGAGUUGCGAAAAAUUGAGUAUUUACUCUGGAAGAAGUAAAAUUUACUUUGCAAUAAGUAAAAUUUGCUCAAAUUUACUCCGGAAAAAGUAAAAUUUACCAAAAAAAAAAUUAGUAUUUAGUCCGGAAAAAGUAAAAUUUUCUCAAAUUUAGUAUUUACUACGGAAAAAGUAAAAGUUAGGAAAAAUUAGUAUUUAUUCCGGAAAAAAGUAAAAUUUGGUUUAAUUUACUCCGGAAAAUGUAAAAGUGGCAAAAAAAAAUUCAUUUCUACGCUGGAAAAAGUAAAAUUUGUCAGAAUUUACUACGAAAAAAUUAAAAACUAAUAAAAUUUCGUCUAGAAAAAAGUAAAAAUUUGGCAAAAUUUACUCUUUAAAGGAGUAAAAAUAUUGUUAAAUUUUAGCAUUUACUCCGCAAAAAGUAAAACUUUGCUAAAAAUUUGGUAUUUAGUCUGGAAAAAGUAAAAUUUGCUAAAAUAUACUCUGAAAGGACUAAAAAUUGACAAAAAAUUUAGUAUUACCUCCAGAAAAAAGUAAAACUUGGUAAAAUUUACUCCCGAAGAAGUAAAAUUUAUAGUAAAAUUUUCUCAAAUUUAGUAUUUUCUCUGGAAGCAGUAAAAUUGUCAAAAAAAUUAGUAUUUACUUCGAAAAAAGUAAAAUUUAUUAAAAUUUAUUCCGGAAGGACUAAAAGUUGUAAAAAGUUUAGCAUUUCUUUCAAAAAAAAGUAAAAUUUACUCCGAAAUAAAUUAAAUUUGUAAAAAAAAAUUUUAAUUUACUCUCAAAAAAGUAAAUCUGUCAAAGUUUAGUCCGAAAAAAGUAAAAUUUGGUAAAAUUUACUCUGGAAUGAGUAAAAGUUGCAAAAAAUUUAACAUUUACUCCGGAAGAAGUAAAAUUUGAUAACACUUUUUCAAAUUUAGAAUUUACUCCGGAAAAAGUAAAAAUUAGUGAAUUUAAUUCGGAAGAAGUAAAAUUUGGUAAAAUUUACUCUGGAAUGAGUAAAAGUUGCAAAAAAUUUUGC